AUGGAGAUCACGGCGGCCAAGGGCUCAGGGCCAGGCUGGAAGGUAGCCUGCACCCUGGCUGUUGUCCUGCUCUGCCUGCACUCACUCCUGCCACACACCAAGGUGGCUGGGACCACAGAUGGACCACCAGUGUCUGCCGUGUCAUCAUGUGGGAAGACUGCCGUAACUGGGAGGAUCACUGGUGGCAAGAACACAGUUGACAAACACUGGCCUUGGCAAGCUGGUCUUCUCUACCAGGGUACGUUUAUCUGUGGAGCUUCCCUCAUCAGUGACUACUGGGUGAUCUCAGCUGCCCACUGCUUCCAAAUGUCCCAUAAGCCAUCUGACUACAAAAUCUUGCUGGGGUACUACCAACUAGAAAAACCUACUUCAUACAGUCAGUUGGCAGCAGUGUACCGACUCUUCAUCCACGCUGACUAUAACAAACGCUACUUCCAGGAGAGUGACAUAACUCUCUUGCAGCUGUAUCAUCCUGCAAAGUUUUCUGACUCCAUCCGCACUGUCUGCCUCCCUGAAGCUAAUAUCCAGUCGCUCGAUCUUAUCUUCUGCUGGAUAACUGGCUGGGGGAUGGUCACUGAGCAAGAGUUCCUACCUACUCCCAAAACACUGCAGGAAGCAGAGGUCGGCUUUUUGGAUAAUUCAUUUUGUGAAUCGAUUUUGAAACCGCCAGAAACAAGCAACCAAACAAUUGCUAUAAAGGACGGCAUGUUGUGCGCUGCAGACUCCCUGACAGGAAAGUCUGUCUGCCGAGGUGAUUCUGGGGGACCCCUCGUCUGCAAAUUAAAUGACACCUGGUAUCUGAUGGGGCUGUCCAGCUUUAGCACGCCCUGUGAGAAGCCCAUAGGCCCCAGCAUUUUCACCAAAGUCUCCUACUACAACCAAUGGAUCAGUGAGAAGCAGAAAAGCUCGCCCAAUCCUGACCCUUCCACUGCUCCUGCUGAGGAGAAACCUCCUGCUCUGUUCAACUUGAAUUCUCUUGGCAAUGUCCACAAGCCCAGGAGCUUCCUAGUCCUUGUGGCUUCACAAACCUUCCUCCUGCUGCUGAUUUUCCUCUGA
Rangifer tarandus platyrhynchus (Svalbard reindeer) is the source of this 1056-nucleotide messenger RNA. NCBI's taxonomy places the organism in Eukaryota, Metazoa, Chordata, Mammalia, Artiodactyla, Cervidae. The record is from the annotation of a GenBank genome assembly.